Messenger RNA from Cynoglossus semilaevis (tongue sole), 2062 nucleotides. Its product is annotated as girdin-like. Lineage: Eukaryota; Metazoa; Chordata; Actinopteri; Pleuronectiformes; Cynoglossidae. The record is from RefSeq and is a predicted model, not a curated record. The transcript is spliced from 2 exons. Bases 451 to 1656 code for a protein of 401 amino acids.
CAAACUAUUUGUUCAGUGAUUGUUGGUUUGUUUGUAAAUAAUAGAAUUUAGGAGUCGUUCUGUGACAUCAUCAUUCUGUGACAUCAUCAUUCUGUGACAUCAUCAUUCUGUGACCAGCUGAUUAAAGCCAUGACAUUGUUGCCGUUGAACUUGGUUUUUCCGUUCCAUGGCAGUUGACCUCCGACGUGUUGCAGCUUCACAGUGUCAUCUGCAUAAAGAAAUACUAAAAUAAUCCUGGACGUUUCAGCCGCUGACUUAGCUAACCAACUACCUACUAGUAUAACUACUUACCCAAAUUAACCACCCUAACUAACGCAGUUACCCAACGACCGAGUUCACUGUCUACACACAACCUACCCUAACCCAGUAGCUACCUACUACCUGGGCCGCUGCCCACUGAGCCACCUAGCAUUCAGCCUAUAAAUACAGCGCGUGAGAAAGAAAGCCGACAUGUGGCCGGCAACCGCAGAAGAAACGCUAGCCUUUCAGACUGAGAUGAUAAGAGACCUUCACGUCCAGCUAGAGACUGAGAGACAAGAGAAGAGGACACUGGAGGACGUCCACCGUCAGGAGGUGGGAAGACUCGAGGACUCCAAACUGGAACUCACCGAGAAGCUGGCCGUUGAGGAGGACGUUAGCUACAAACUGAUGACACAGUCCGUCCUGCUCACCGGAGAGCUGCGGACAGAGACCGAGAAGAACCAGGUUCUGUUAGACCAGAACGAGUCCUGGAUCAAGGAGAACGAGUCUCUGACCAGAGAAAAUGAGUCGCUUGUAACAAAGUCGCAGAUGAAAGAGAACGAGUCUCUGUCCAAGGAGAACAAACGUCUGUCCACAGACAAACAGGCUUUGACAAAGAAGAACCAGUGUCUGUCCAGAGAAAACAAGUCUCUGUUGAAGGAGAACAGGUCCUUGUUACAGGAGAACCAGACUCUGUCCAAAGAAAACAAGUCUCUGGUCUCCAAAAUGGAUUCUUUUUCAGUGGACGUCAGGCAGCGGCACCUCCAAGGCCUGCGUCUGGAGGUGGCGCUCCUUCAGGAGGACAACCUGGAGCUCUCCAGUGGACUGCGGAGUGAGACCAAGAAGUGCGAGUUCCUGUCAAAAGCUAACAUCUCUGUGAGCGCUGAGCUGGAGCUGGAGCGAGUCUGGAGUCAAGAACUGAAGACGGAGCUACGGAAUCACAAGGAUGUCCAGCAGAGGGCGUGUGCUGCCGUGGAGCAGUCCAGAGACAUGAUGAAGUCUCUGUGGCAGGAGGUGAAUGUCCUGAGAUCAGCCAAUCAGCAGCUCUCUGCCAAACUGCAGGUGGAGGAGGAGCUGGGUGUUCAGCUCCAGGCUCUAAUCAAAGCCAUGUCUGAAAACCUGCAGGAGGAGAAGAACAGGAGGCUGGAGCUCCAGCAGGAGCUGGAGAACUGGAAGGUGGAACGAUCCAAACCGGUGGUCCAACUCCAAGCUAGGAGACACGCCUUCAUCCAGCCCGAGGUCUACAGAGGGGAGAGCAGCAGUCCUUCAUUCCUACGACGGGUCUGGGGACGUUUUGGAAGGAGGAAGAAAGCAGCGGUUCUGUGGCCGCCUCGUGUGUCAGGACUCCACAGCCGUGGUCACAGGAAGCCCUUCACAGAACAUGACAAUGACAAACCCGUUUGUUCAACACUUUGACCCUGACUUGUCGACGAUCUCUGAACAUGUGAACCAGGGCUCCUCGUGGCCCUGCGUCUCCUCCAGAUCCCUGACAGAUCUUCUUCAGAAGACCUCUGGACCUCUCCUAGAACUGAAGGUUCACUGACUGAUUUUCACUUCCGGCUUUUUCUGUUUGUUGAUGUGACAACUAACACAAGAACUGAUGAACAGCAGAAGAUACAACUGUCAGCUUCAGAAUCAGAACAACAAUCAUAAAUGUUGCCAUGUUCCCAUUAAACCCAGACUGAUGACGAACAUAAACUCACUCGAGCUCUGUGAUCUGUGAUUUUAGUGUUCAGAGUCAUAGGAGGUGAUCCACUGACUUUGUUCUGAACUAAAAUCUCUGAUUUUCUCCACUGACUUUGUUCUGAACUAAAAUCACUGA